Messenger RNA from Xiphophorus hellerii (green swordtail), 5208 nucleotides. It is a transcript of the gene dennd4b, whose product is annotated as DENN/MADD domain containing 4B. NCBI's taxonomy places the organism in Eukaryota, Metazoa, Chordata, Actinopteri, Cyprinodontiformes, Poeciliidae. The coding region runs from base 157 to 4671 and encodes 1504 amino acids. Gene Ontology annotation, biological process: regulation of Rab protein signal transduction. Gene Ontology annotation, cellular component: cytoplasmic vesicle. The transcript is spliced from 29 exons. Gene Ontology annotation, molecular function: protein binding. The record is from RefSeq and is a predicted model, not a curated record.
CGUCCCUCUUCCUCUUUUUCUUCCUCUUCUCCGCCUCUCAAACCAGAACUGCUAACAUGGACGGAACCUGGCUGGCAUCGACCUGACCAUGAUCCUCCCUCCUCUCACCUGCGGGUCGAACCAGCUGACACAUCCAGUGAAGGCCAUUCAGGAGGCAUGACGGAUGAGAAAUGUCCCCAGCUGGUGGACUACUUCGUGGUGGCGGGCCUGGACCCCGCCGGGCCCUGGAGGUCCCUGGACGAAGACGGCCGGGCCUCCUCCUCCUCCUCUUCUUCACCGGCGGCAGCGGCGGCGGCGGUCCGGGCGGCGGAGCCAGUGACGGACCUGGCGGUGAUCGCUCGCGGUCUGGGGGAGGAAGUGCCGGAAGGUUUCACCUGCAUAGAGAAGACCCUGGGGGGCCACUCGGCCGAGCUGAGCGCCGGCCUCAUCAACAACCCACACCUCUACCUGUGCUACCGCCGGGGGCGGGACAAACCACCGGUCCUGGACCUGGGGGUUCUGUAUGAGGGUAAGGAGAAGCCGAAGCAGGGCUGGUACGUCAUCGAGACCACGCCCUACAGCCGCUCGGCCAGCCUGAGCUCUGGCGGCGCCCCCACGGCCCACCGGGUCUUCCUCAUGUACCGCCGGGCCCUGGACUCGCAGGGCCUGCACACGCUAGGCGUCACCGACAUCGCCCUGCUGAUGCCCGGCAAGGGGGAGGUGGCGCCGCACACAUUCUGUCGGGUUGACAAGAACCUCAACACGGGCAUGUGGGGUCCAGCUCUGCACGUGUGCUACAAGAGAGCCGUGGCCAAAGCCAACGCCCUGGUGUUCGAAGCCGGUCUGAUCAGCCGGUAUCCAGAGGAGGACCUGGAGGCGUUCCCUCUUCCCGAGUCGGUGCCGGUCUUCUGUCUGCCGAUGGGCGUCACGGUGGAGAGCUGGCCGCUGAACUCCAAGUACCAGCUGCCCGUCUUUUCCACCUUUGUCCUCACGUCUGCCUCCGGAGACAAGGUCUACGGCGCUGCCAUCCAGUUCUACGAGUCGUUUUCCAGGGAUCUUCUGUCCGAGCGGCAGAACGUCCGGCUCGGCCUGCUCAGCGUGGUGGACCGCCGGCCCAUCACCAGCCGCAGUCUCCACGCCAAGAAGAGCAUCUGCGUCCUGUCCCACUGGCCCUUCUUCACCGUCUUCCAGAAGUUCCUCACUUUCAUCUACAGAUACUCCAUCUCCGGGCCGCACGUCCUGCCGCUCGAGAAACACAUCUCCAGCUUCAUGCACAACGUUCCGUUCCCUUCCCCUCAGCGUCCGCGGAUCCUCGUUCAGCUCUCUCCGUACGACAACCUGCUGCUCUGCCAGCCGGUCUCCUCCCCACUCCCACUCAGCGGUGCGAGCUUCCUGAAGCUGCUCCAGAACCUGGGUCCAGAGAACUCCUGCACACUGCUGCUUGCCGUCCUCACCGAACACAAGCUGCUGCUGCACUCGCUGCGACCCGACGUCCUGACCUCCGUCAGCGAGGCCCUCGUCUCUAUGACCUUCCCGCUGCGCUGGCUCUGCCCCUACAUCCCUCUGUGCCCGCUGCAGAUGGCCGACGUGCUGCUGGCGCCCAUGCCUUUCAUCGUUGGCGUUCACUCCAGCUACUUUGACCUCUACGACCCCCCGCCAGAGGUCGUCUGCGUCGACCUGGACACCAACACCGUCUUCCAGUCAGAGGAUAAGAAGCCGUUGUCGUGGCGAUCGCUACCCAGGAAGCACGGAAAGACGCUGUUCAUCACGCUGACCAACCUGCACCGGACCCUGGAGAAGAUCUGCAGCCCCGGCCAGGAGGAGGCGACGCUGGAGUUCCUGCUCACCGACUACGACCAGAUCUACCGGCGGCAGAAGCAGCUGGAGCUGGAGAUCCAGGAGGCCUUCCUGCGCUUCAUGAGCUGCCUGCUGCGGGGUUACCGCGCCUUCCUGCUGCCCAUCACGCAGGCGCCGUCCGACACCACCACUGACUGCAGCUCCCUGUUCAACCUGCAGGGCUUCCUGAAGUCUCGGGACCGGAGCCAGCAGAAGCUGUACGCCCAGAUGAGCCGGACCCAGAUGUUCACCCAGUUCAUCGAGGAAUGCUCCUUCGUCAGUGACCGCCACGCCUGCCUCGAGUUUUUCGACGAGUGCGUCCAGAAGGUGGACGUGGAGAAGCCGGAGGAGGUGCGGCUGAUCGACCUGGACGAGAACGGCGGCGGCGAACACACCGUCUUCAUCAUGCCGCCCGAGGAGCCGCAGGAGGCCGAUGGCGCCGAGUGCCCCGCCCGCUACAGCUACGAGACGUUCCCCAGGCUGACGGCGGAGCUGUUCGACCGACCGCAGGACCCGCUGCGCGCCCCGACCAGAGGCAGCGCCCCCAGCAGCCCUGCCCCCCGCCGCACCAAGCAGGAGAUCAAGGUGGCCCAGAAGCGGGCCCAGAAGUACUCGGCGGUUCCGGACAUGUGGUCCAAAUGCCUGCUGGGUCACUGCUACGGCCUGUGGUUCAUCUACCUGCCCACCUUCGUCCGGGCCGAAGGCUCCAAGGUCCGCGCCCUGCACUCCGCCCACGACGUCCUCCGGCACAUGGAGACCCGCAAGGUGGUGCUGCCCGACGAGGUGUGUUACCGCAUCCUGAUGCAGCUCUGCGGUCAGUACGGCCAGCCGGUCCUCGCCGUCAGAGUCCUGCUGGAGAUGAAGAAGGCCGGGAUCACGCCCAACACCAUCACCUACGGAUACUACAACAAGGCUGUGCUGGAGUGUAAGUGGCCCUCGACCAAUCAGGGCGGCCGUCUCCGCUGGGCUAAGCUACGGAACGUUCUAUUGGCCGUGGCUCAGUUCAGGCAGCCAAUCAAACGGCGGCGGAAGAGUGGUUCUGUGGGCUCCAGAGGAGCCAUGAUGGAGCUCGAUCAGAAGCCCCGCCCACAGUCCGCUCUGAUUCGUCAGUCCAGCUGGAGCGGCCUGAGCGAAAGCUCGAGUCACGAGUCUCUGACCGGGUCGCUGGUGAAGAGCUCCAGCCUGAGCAGCAUGAAGACGCCCACAGUCAGUGAGCUCAAAGUCUGUAAGAAGUCCCCCGUCCUCCACGGUUCCGGGACAAACGGGGACACGGUCCAACGGAAGCCCCCGCUGGGACGGAGAGAAGCCUCCGCUCCGCCUGCAGCGCCCCCUGGGGGAGUCGUGGUGCGGCGCAGUCAGGUCUGCCUUUCCACCUUCUACACCGAGUCGGAGCUGGACUGCAGAUGUGAACCGAGGCUCAGCAGAUCCGACAGAUCCGGGAGCUCUGGUGGAAAGAACAAGGCCAGAACCGUAGACGAGAACUCCAACCACGUGUCGUCCCCGAGCCGAGGAGGCCUGGCAGGGAAACUGCAGCAGCUCCUCACACCGACCAAAAACCGAGCGUCGGUCCGGCGCGCCGCCAGCGUGGAAAACCGCCGGUCCGGAGGAGGGAUUGGUCGGAAAGUGUCAGAUCAGAGGCAGUCCAGGAAGUCCCAGGGGCCUGAAAGUUUGCUAAAGGCAAAGGAGCGGCUGGUGAACGCCACAUCAGAGAGCUCACUGUCGGUAGGAAGUGACCUGGACCUGUCGGACACGCCCACCACGGUGUAUCCUCUGCGCAAGUCGUGGGACGCCAACCAGGAGGGGGCGGGAAUCGAGGUUCUGAUGUCCAGCUGCUCGCUGUGCCGCAGCUGCAACUCUCUGGUGUACGACGAGGAGAUCAUGGCGGGCUGGACCUCGGACGACUCCAACCUGAACUCGUCCUGCCCGUUCUGCGCCGCCUCCUUCGUCCCGUUCCUGAACGCAGAGAUCUGCGACCCGGGGCCUGUCAGCAGCGCGGAGCGCUCCACCAUGAACCUGGAGGACGAGGUGGAGAGCGCCGUGAGGCCCCCUAGUGGUCACGAGGCGUCCCAGCGGCCCCAGUGCAACGGACUGAGCGACGACUCCAGCUCUGAAACCAGCACCUACUCCGAGACCAGCAAGGCCACCACGGUGUCGUCGGUGGGAGGGACUCCUCAGGUGACGGUGGCCUACCUGAGCCCUCUGGUUCUGAGGAAGGAGCUGGAGAGUCUGCUGGAGAACGAGGGAGAGUCGGUUCUGGCCCAGCCUCAGUUUCUGGACAGCCACUCCAUCAUCUUCUGGAACCUGGUCUGGUACUUCCAGCGGCUCGGCCUGCCCAGCAACCUGCUGCAGCUGGUCCGGAGCUCGCCGCUGGUCAGCCACUUCACUCAGUCGGAGAACUCUGCGGUGAGGGUCCGGCUCCUCUGGGACACGCUGAGCCCCGACACCGACCAGUGGCCGCCGCUCUAUGUCCUCUGGAGGAUCCACAGUGGCGCCCUGAUGAGGAGCUACAGCUGGAGGCGGCACAACCACCCGUUCACAUUGUCCUUCCUGGAGGAGGUUCUGCGCUGGGUGGGCAUGAACGAGGUGCACAAGGCCAUCACGCUCUUCCUGGACACCCUGGAGAAGCAGCCCGGGUCGCCACAGACCCAGAGGAGUCUCUACCGGGAGAUGCUGUUCCUGACGCUGGCGGCGAUGGGAAAAGACCACGUCGCUGCAUUCGAUAAGAAGUACAAGACGGCGUUCCUGCGCCUCAGCAGCUCCCUGGGCCGGGACCAGCUCCGCAGGAAGCGGGCCCAGCCUCCCAGCACCAAAGCCGUCGACUGCAGACGCAGCUUCCACCCGCCGCUGGAGUGCUGAGCGGUUCCGGACCGGACCGCACCACCGGCAACCAACACCCGCUUCGCCUCUCUGCUGCCCCCUGGUGGAGGGCACAGCAUCCUAUUUCCUACCAACCUCUAUGGAUCCCGAAGCAACCGGCGCGACCGGAUCGGACCGGACUGCGGAGCUGCUCUGUAGUCAGAGGAAGGCGCAUUGUCAUCAGCGGGAACCCAGAACCGAACCGGAUAUUCCCCUGGGAAUCCGCUUCCUGAACUGGAACGUUGUGGAUGAGACUGAAAAACGGAUCUGACCCGUUUUAACUCCUCAGAACCGGUUCUAUUGACCAGAAACUCAGCGAUGCAUCCAGGGUUCUGCUUUCCAACCAGCUGGGAUUCACUCCAAAGUCCAGUCGGUUCAAAUGUCCCGAUCAGGCUAGACGGGUCAGAAUGGAUCAGAACCACCUGGGAUGAGAGGCAGAACGAUUCAGAGGCAAAAUGAUAGAAAAUGUAAAAUAUCAGAGUUUUGAUUGGUUUAAUACCCGCCAGAACCAGGUCAGAACCAGGUCAGAACCAGGCC